AAAAUGAAAAUGAAAAUAAAAAUUGUUCCAGUGUGAGAGAACUCAUCCCUUCUUCCUCCUCUUUCUUUCGUCUCUGUGAGCUUGUAGAUUUAUAGAUAAAACGGCUACUGUUCCAGAAUCCUGAGCAUCCAUUGGGUAAAUGCUUCAACUUGAGCUCAACGUGGUCAAUGAAUUAGCUUAGACAGUACGGAGGAGAAAAAUUAACCCUUUUUUUUCUGAGUUAUUUACCACUUCCUUUACUCGUUAUGCUCGGCAUCACAUUAUUAUUUCAUUUCGAAGUUGUUCUGUGACUUUUUUGUAUGUUUCCGAUUGAUAUGAUGUUUCAUGGGUUUCAUCACUGCUUCCGAAUUAUAUGAUAAAUUAUCUGCACCUGCACAUUUUUGCUCUGAUUUUUUUUUUUUUGCUGAUGUUAAUGAAAGAUGUUUCUAAAUAUAAAAUUCAAGUUUAAAUUCACCUUCUAUAAUAGAAAAGUGGAUGAUUUUUUGGUGGUGCUGCAAUCUAAUCUUUGUGUAGGUACAAUUUUGUUAUCCUGUAAAUUGAUUCAGCAUCCUUUGCUUUUCUGGAACCUUCUAUACUCUACAAAGUGGAAGAAAAGUUUACAACUUCAAAUAAAUUUUCUAGCGCCGGCAAAAGCUCAGAUGGGGACCUUAAGAAAAAAAAAAAGGAUAUGGGUCGAAACGAGAAAGUUCAUUGCUUGUUAUAGGUCCUUUGACCUGAAGAGCCAAGAGAAAGAUAAGGCAUACACAAGGGUAGAGGCACCGCGGGGGGUUCAAAAACCAAUUGCAGGGCAGAGGCAGGAGUUCAAAGAAAAUCAAUACCAGUAGCGGCGGUUUGUAGAGCUUAAUUAUGUCCAGAGAUGCAUACUAUACUGAAGUAUAUUACAGGGGUGGGUUUAAGAUUCAAAGAAGUUGAUUCUGAUUCUGGUACCGCUGAAGUGAACACUGGAAAGAGAGACCUCUUAAAUUUUACAAUUCCAGGCUAAGAUGAUUCGAAUUCCGGAUCUUCCACUACCUUGCUCUGUCAUGUCAGGCUCCAAUAAAAUGUAAUCAGAAUUAUAUAUUUAUUGAGAAUGGAUAUCAAGCAGGCAGAGAGGAUAGUUGUUACCAAACCAGUAGCUACAAGGCCAACUCGUUCCACUUUUAGGUCAUUUUCUGAGCUCCUUUCUGGUGCAAUUGAUGACCCACCCCAUGAAACCUGUUCUGAGAUUGCAGUUGCUGCCAUAAGACCAAAGACUGUGAGGUUCAACCAAAUGGCGAGUUCUGCUCCGGGGGCUGCACUUUCUUCCCAGGCUGAGUUCUCUGAAACUCUACUAAAUUUUGACUCAAAACGUGACGUGUAUAAGUUGGACAAAAGAGCUACUCUGGUAUAUAAACCACAAGCUAAGUUUGUGUCAAAGACGACUGUUUCUCUUUUGGCAAAUAUGGGAAACUUCAAUAGUAGCUACCAAGAAAUGCUACCAUUGGUGGAGACACAUGUUCCAUGCCCAAACAAAGAUAUACAGAAUCUCCCAUCCCAGCUAGGCAAAAACCUUCAGAUUGCAUUGCAUACAGAAACUGAUCGGUCAAUUGAAUGCGAAAAUAUAGCACUGCAGAACCUAGAAGAGGUUCCAAAUGCUCCUCAUGCAGCAAAUGGGGAUCGACCAUCUUAUGAUGGCUAUAACUGGAGAAAGUAUGGGCAAAAGCAAGUCAAAGGAAGUGAAUAUCCAAGAAGUUACUAUAAGUGCACCCACCCUAAUUGUCCUGUGAAAAAGAAGGUUGAAAGGUCGUUUGAUGGACAGAUCGCAGAAAUUGUUUACAAGGGUGAACACAACCAUUCAAAGCCUCAGCCUCCAAACCGCAACUCAUCAGCAACACAUGGUUUAGGAUCUCUAUCUGAUCCUUCUGCUCAUGAGACAAAUGUCCCAUCGUGGGAUAAGCUCUUGGAUGAAAGAAAUGAAGGUUCUAAAGGUAGAGUAGAAAAUCGAUAUGUGGAGGCAUUAUCUGCCUUGGCUUGUCAGGACAGAGAUUUAUUGUCUUCUAAUCCUGUUGUAACUGGAGGAAUUAAUACUGGUGCUGUAACUUCUGACAAUUUUUGUGGAAUUAGUGCUGAUUGUGAUGAAGGAAGCAAUGGACAGGAUGGUGAACCUAGAAGCAAAAGAAGAAAAAGUCAGAAUCAUUUCAAUGAAGGAGUUGUAGCAGGGGAAGAUAUACGAGAUCCCCACAUUGCGGUACAAAGUUCCGUGGAUUCUGAAAUUCUGGGGGAUGGUUUCCGCUGGAGAAAAUAUGGACAGAAGGUUGUAAAGGGCAAUCCAUAUCCCAGAAGUUACUACAGAUGUACCAGUCUCAGCUGCAAUGUGCGUAAGCAUGUGGAAAGGGCAUCGGAUGAUCCAAGGGCUUUUAUUACGACAUAUGAAGGAAAACAUAACCAUGAAAUGCCUAUCAAGAAUAAAAAUUUGGUGUCCUCAGAAUCAAAUUCACAGGCCACUACUAGUUGAGAGAAACGAAACCUACUGGCAUUCGAUCAUCAAACAAGCAAAAAUCAACAGCAGCUGCCUCAUAAUAUCUAAGAAAUCUGAAGUCUUAAAAGAUGGUUCAUUUGUGGGUAAUGUGAAUUAAAUCAUAUGCUCGAGAUUUUCAUCUACUGUCUUUCCUUCUAUUCCAAGUAUCAUGUUUCUUUUCUCGAUUGAUUACCUUCUGCUUAAUGUAGUUAUGUAGUAAUGUUUCCACUUUGGGGAAGUUGCAUAUAAAUUUCACUUGUUUACUAAUUGUCGAGCAAAGAAAGUUAUUGGUAUUUUGAUGA
Tripterygium wilfordii is the source of this 2778-nucleotide messenger RNA. RefSeq names its product WRKY transcription factor 44-like. Lineage: Eukaryota; Viridiplantae; Streptophyta; Magnoliopsida; Celastrales; Celastraceae. Gene Ontology annotation, biological process: regulation of DNA-templated transcription. The transcript is spliced from 9 exons. The coding region runs from base 1070 to 2473 and encodes 467 amino acids. The record is from RefSeq and is a predicted model, not a curated record. Gene Ontology annotation, molecular function: sequence-specific DNA binding; DNA-binding transcription factor activity.